CCGCCGCGUGGAGAGCACGCGUGACGUCGUAACCCAAUUUGUACUACCGUAAAAAAUUCCCGCUUGAGUAUUGGAUGCCGCACUAUUUCUGUCACAGUGACAAAAUUAUAUAUUUAGACGAUAAUUUGUGAGAUAUAAAAAAAUAUAUAUUUGUGUGACAUAGUGAUUGUUUUUUUUUUUUUGUGAAGUGAUGUGAUUUUUGUGUUCGGGAUUUUUUUUAGUUCGCUCCCAUUUUUCGGAAGACUUAUUGUUGCAGGGCAAUCCCGAAUACGCUAUCGGUAUACGCUGGCGAGGCACCAGUGACGGAUUAUUUGUAGGAUUUCCGCUGCUGUAUUUUUCGGUAUUAAUGCUGUAACUUCAUUACCAUCGGUAGCAAACUGUGACAGGAUGUGAAUUGGGAGUCUAUGAAUCUAUGGUAAAUAAUACGCUAGUGCAACGAACUAAAACCUUGGAUAGUGACCAAGAGCGGGCGGCGACUGUUGAAAGCAAAGAGAUUAUUUCGACAGUGGUUCAGAUAAUGACGUCGUAGCAGCAAACUGUGAUGAUAAUACAAUAACUGAAGAUGAACGCCAGAAUGUUACAUGAGACGUUAAGACCAGAGGCAGUGAAAAAGAAAACACUGCAAUUGUAAAACUGAAAUACAAAAGACUGUAUUAUACAUACUAUUGUAAUGAUGAAAGGUAAAACGGUGAAUUUGAAGAUAUUCAGGUGUAAGAAAGUGUGUGGAGUUCGAGUGAGGGAAAUAAAGGAAACGAGAUAAAGGCCGCCACAUAUGGAUCGGACGAACGUAACCAACGUCACGGCCAACGCAACCGGCGAUGACUGGGGUGGUUACAAUGCCACCAGCACCGAUGAAUGGACACACAGCAUUAUGUUUAAGUUCCGAACAUGCAUACUGCUGCUCAUCGUCGUCAUGGCAGUGCUGGGGAAUUUGCUCGUCAUCGUCAGUGUCAUGAGACAUAGAAAACUCCGUGUCAUAACCAACUACUUCGUCGUGUCCCUCGCCUUUGCCGACAUCCUAGUGGCAAUGGUCGUCAUGCCGUUCAACUUUAGCGUCCAAUUCAAUCAGAGAUGGGUCUUCGGCCAGACUAUAUGUGAUUUGUGGAACUCCUCAGAUGUGUAUUUUACGUCGACGUCCAUAUUACAUCUGUGCUGUAUAUCCGUAGACAGAUAUUACGCUAUUGUGAAACCAUUAAAAUAUCCCAUCAAGAUGACUAAAAAGAUGGCAUUCGUCAUGUUAGCGGCAACAUGGCUGAGUCCCAUAACAAUAUCAUACGUCCCAAUAUUCAUGGGAUGGUAUACAACUGCUGAUCAUUUGCAACAUCGAACCGUUGACGAGUGUGAAUUUAAAGUGAACAAGCCAUACGCUGUUAUAUCUAGCUCAAUAUCCUUUUGGAUACCGUGUACGAUAAUGAUAUUCACGUAUUUAGCGAUAUUCAAGGAGGCCAAUCGCCAGGAGAAGGCAUUGCACGCGAGAGCCGGCAACGCUAUGCUGAUGCACAGGCAUUCCAGGGAAGUUGGCGAUAAAAACGGUGCUUUACACUUAAACGCCAACACCCCAACGAAAGAUAGGAAUAUCCUCAAGAUGAAGAGAGAGCACAAAGCAGCCAGGACUUUGGGCAUCAUCAUGGGCGCAUUCAUUCUAUGUUGGUUGCCAUUCUUCCUGUUCUACGUAUCCACAUCGCUCUGCGAUACGUGCAAGUGCCCUGAUGUUGUGACCGUUAUAAUGUUUUGGACUGGUUACUUCAAUUCAGCGUUGAAUCCAAUAAUUUACGCGUACUUCAAUAGAGAUUUUCGUAAUGCGUUCAAGAACACGUUAGCUUGUGCGUUCUGUAGUUUUUGUAGGCGAAGUGCAUCGGAUUUGGACGCUAUGGAAAGGCUCGACAGACGAGGCUCCGCCCAGUUACGGGUUCCCGUACCGUCAAGGAGAGCUUCGGACUUGGCGUCCCUUUGAACCUCGAAGUGUGAAGCGACAUAUGUUUGAGGCCUAGUAUAAUCUCAACGAAGUAUUUUAGGCCAAUAGAAAGAUGUACUUAAUUCUGUUGUGACUGAGUUUUAUAGUAGAUAUGUAAAAAUUGUACAGAUAAUUGGAUUAAAGUGUGGAGUACCAAUUAGAAGAAAACUUGGUCGGUCAGUAAAGCACAAAGUAUGUAAUUAGAUAUAAAUCUAUUUAGAUUUUUAAUCGUUAGGCAACUAAAAUUAAUGUUUCCAAAACAUUUAGUUAGUGUGAAUGUAAUUAAAAUUUUAUGUUAUUACCAAAAUAAAAUAAUUACCAAAAUAAAUUAAAUAAAUAUUUUUAGCAACAAUUUAUUUCUUAACCAAAGAGUUUUGUUGUUUUUCGUUCUUACUGUUAUUGUACGAGUAUAUAAUUAUAGUUAAUACAUAUUUAAUGGAUCAACUAGGUUACGAAAUGAAAUUUUCGGUUUCAGAACAAACCUGUAAUUAUACUAAUAACUCUAUAGUAUAUAUUGAAUAUAUAAUAAAUAAAUUAUUCUCUGUGUAAAAUAAAUUAUUAAGUAUAAUAUUUAUUAUUUUAUUACCACAAGUAUAAUUUUUAUUUUAAACAUAUUAUAAAUAUUAAUAACCAUUUUAUGUAUUAUGGUAUAUAUACUAUAAAACGAAUUGUCUACAAGACUAGAUAAAUCUAGUAUAGAUUUGAUAGAAUAAAAUGUAAAUAUAUAAUUAUAAUAAAUUAUAUAGGUAUAAUUUUAAAAAAUAUUAUAAAAUAAUCUUUGUUAUUUAUAUUACCAAUUUAUUUAAUUAAUGAUAUUUUGUUGUAUAAGAUGCAGACAUAUAAGUUAAAAAUAAAUUAAUCUGUCAUUAACUUAAAUCGAUAAUUUCUCUUAAUUUAAUUUGUACUUCUCUUUAAUCUGGUCGGUUUAUACAUUGACAUGCUCUAAGUCAGGGUCUCCUUUCUAAUUUCUUAAUAGUAUUUUCUUUUGUCGAAUAUUCAUGUAUAGCUAUGGUAUUUUUUUUAAAUUUAGUCUUUAUAUUAAAGAUUACUUCUAUUCUGUUAAAUAAAGAGUUUAUUUAUUAUAUAACUAUUCAGUAACAUAUUUAGGACAUCAUUUGAACAAUGUAUAAACCGACUAAGUUAACAUGCUUAUUAUUUAUGAGAAAACCAAGGUAACAAAGUAACGUAUUACCAUAGUAAUAAUUUUCAUAUUGUACUAAAAAUUUGUGUCCUGUUUUUAUUAUAAUUAUAUAAAUUAUUAAUUGUAUAUUUUAAAUUAAAAUAUGUAAUAAUAAUGUUAGUCCUUCCUAUAAGGCCGAUUUUAUUGUAAGGCCUAAAUAAUUCAGAUGUAUCAUCCCAUUGUAUAGAACAGGCCAAAGUUGCAUUGUAAAUAUUAAAAAAAAAUAUUGUUUUUUAGCUGUAUAAUAUAUUUAUUUAUAUAUAUAUAUAUAUAUAAUAUAAAUAAAUAAUAAUAAAUAUAGACAAUUAAUAAGACACUGAUGUAAGACAUCAGUUAUAAAAUAAUGGAUAUUUUAAAUACUUUUUUAUAAGAUUAAAUAAAUAUUUACGUGAUUAUCAAUCAUCGCCUCAAAAUUAUUUACAAUUUUUUUAAUUGUUUUCAAGAUUAUAUUUAUUUUAUAUUUUUAUUAGUUAUGUUUUUGUUUUCAAUGUAUAUAUUCAUAAAUAGGUCAUCACAAACUAUAUAUAUAUAAGUAUGUAUUUUGUAAAUACUAUAGUUUAGUAUGGUACAGACACUUAGUAAAUAAAUAAUUUCUUUUAAACUUUAAUAGGAAGAUACUAUAAAAUAUGGGGACAAAUAACGCUUCAAUAGAGAAAAAAAAAACAAUUUUUAAAAUAAUUAUUGAUGUGCUACGAUUAAUUAACAAUCCAGUUAGAUUUGGUGUGUCAGUGUUGUGUCGGAAACUGUUUUAAUAUAUAGUCAUAAUAUUAAAAGUACUAACUCGACUAAUUCUUGGGCGUCUUCAAACAUCUUCGAUACUGUCAAGAAGGAUUUUUUGAGCGUCUGUAUAUAUAUAUUUCUCCUAACAAUUGUAUGUCUGAACGUUAAUUUAAAAUAUUAACGUUAAUUUAAAUUAUUAAAAAUAAAACAAAUUUUAACUUUAUGAAAAUAAUGCAAAAAAUGAGUGAAUUUUAAUGUAAAAACUACCGGUUUAACGUAACUGUAAUUAGAUCGAAAAAACUCAACUAGUUUCAGGAUCAGUUCGUGAUCCUUAUUCAUGAGGAGCUGUGAUGCGAGCACGAGCCUGACUACGCGCCUAAUCGAUCUAAUUACACGUAAGUUAAACCGAUAGUUAUUACAUUAAAAUAUAAUGUGUGUUUACGAAAAUUUUAACAAUUAAAUCAUUAUUACAGCCUGUAUCUAUUCACUGCUGGACAUAGACCUACCCCUAUGCCUUCCACCAUAUACGACCCUGCUCUUUUCCCAUUCAUUCAUAACAUCGUUUUGAUUUUUUUCAUAUAUCAUUCGCUCAAAACUCCUUAUUGAUAUAACAUCUCCGUAAAUAGAGAUUCGGUUUAUCAUUUCUUCGCUAAAAAAUAAAUAAAUAAAAUGUUUCUUAUUGGUGUCCAUUUAAAUGUAACAUUAAUUACCAAUAGCUUUAAUAUUUAGCUUUGCAUAAAUACAUUUAAAUUAUUAUAAUCGAUUGAUAAAGAAAAUCUCUAUUUCUUUUUAUCUAACUAAACCUGAAAGAGUUUAUAUUUUACAUAUUUAAAAAAAAACUGGCAUAUGGUUGAUAGUCUAUCAAUCAGUGAUUUAAAUUCAUAUUUUACUCUUCAAAAAUUAGUACUGAAAUUUAAUUUAAUUAUUUAUAUAAGUAUAUAACACGAUUGUGUGUAUAUUUGUUAUUCAUAUUAAAAAAAAAUAAUCCUAUCACGGUAAAAUUCAUAUCGAUAUAUUGAAGUUCACCAAGUGAAUUAUGACUAUUUUAUUAUUAAAAAAAAAAGAAGGUUACAUUUUAGUUGACAAGUUACUAGUGAGAGGAAUGUGCAUAAAUGUUGUAUUACUUAGAUUAUAUAGAUAGAGCAUGUCAAAAACAGUUUGUCAAAAAUAAUUCAACAUUUAGUCAGCAAAUUUGACAUUUGACAGAUUCAACUUGACACUUUUUUUCAGUGUUGCAAGUAAUUAUAUUAAAAAUUUUCCAGACCAGGUCAAGUUUUUACAUUUGAAACGAGAACCACUUUAUAAAUGUACGUACACAUGUAUUGUUUACAAAUUAAUAUAUGUAUAAAAUUUAAAUAGCAGCCAUUUUAAAUUAUUAUUUAAAAUGGCUGCUAUUAAUAAUAUAUCAAUACAGUUAAUAAAGCUACUCUGUUUAUUUUAUUCUUUCAAAUAUAUGUCAUAGAAUUUUGUAUUAUUUUAUUUUUCAAUUUGACCUUACAAUAUAAUUUCUCCCAUAAAUUGAGUAGUAAAUAUGCAUUAUGGUAACCCUAUUCACGCAAACAUGAAUAAAAAAGUUGACCUGUAUUUGAUGAAGCAUUUGUAUGAAGAUACUCUAUCUAUAUAAUGUAAGAUUGUAUAUUUAAUAUGAAAAUAUAAAUAUAUAAUAAAGAACGCUCCGAACUAAAUAUCAUAUUAAUUUUUUAAACGCUUUCAUUAAUCCCACUUAAUCUUUUCCAUGAUAUUGCUAUUGUAAAUUCAAUGUGUCUUCCUUUUGAAUAAGUAAUUUAGGCUCAACUUAAAAUAGUAAAAAAAAAAAAAUACAUAGUUUAGUAUAACGAAUAUGUAGCCAAUUUUUAGUGUCUGACCUAAAUUGGUGUGUGUUUAAAAAUCUCACAUACGGGCUGUAUUAUGUAAAAUGAGUAAUAAUACAUGGUUGUGACUUCUAUAGAUAUUACAACUGACAUACUAACAAUAUUAAUCGUAUCUGAAUGUUUCAUUCUAAUAUUGAACCUUUCUGUUAAGUUUAGACGACUGAAUACCUUUGUUUAGUUUUAGUUACCAUUCAUAUACGUUAAGUUAUAAAAAUAUUUUUUUUCAGAUCCGUCCAAUUAUUGUUUCGCCACUGUUUUUUAUCUCGUUACACUAACUAACAUCGUUUCUAUUGUAUUUUAGAGAAAAUAAAUUAUAUAAUAAUAAAAUUUUAUUUCAAAUUGAAUACCUUGUGAGAAUCUAUUUGAAUAUUACAUCGGGAGUCUGUUCACAGAAUU
Molecule: messenger RNA, 6121 nt
Organism: Galleria mellonella (greater wax moth)
Lineage: Eukaryota; Metazoa; Arthropoda; Insecta; Lepidoptera; Pyralidae
Gene: OAR2
Product: octopamine receptor beta-2R
Exons: 10
Coding region: 773-1954 (393 amino acids)
Biological process (GO): adenylate cyclase-activating adrenergic receptor signaling pathway
Cellular component (GO): membrane
Molecular function (GO): octopamine receptor activity
Source: RefSeq, a predicted model, not a curated record